UAAAAAUGAGAAUUAAAAUCUGGCAAUACCUAAUCUGUUGUACUUUAACUUUCGAAAAUAUGGGUUCAUCAGCUAUCCGGCUAAGAUUUGCUUUAGCAAAUAUAUUAAAUGUUUCGAGAAAGAUACCACAUGUUUCCUGCAAUGUUACAAGAACUUACUUAAUAUCCAGUUUAAAUUUGUAUAAAUCUUGUAGUUAUCCUCUUGGUAAUUCCUAUUUCUGUGGCAAGGUCUUUGCCAACUUAACUCCAUCUGUAAGAAAUUUUUCUAGUGAUGAGAAGUUUAGUUCAGAGGAGGUAACCCAAAAAGUUUUACAUGUUUGCAAAACAUUUGACAAAAUACCAGCUGACAAGCUAACUUUGGAUUCACAUUUCAUGAAUGACCUUGGUUUAGAUAGUUUAGACCAUGUGGAAUUAAUCAUGAAUAUUGAAGAUGAUUUUAACUUCGAAAUUCCUGAUGCAGAUGCGGAGAAGUUAUUGAGAGUUAAAGAUAUUAUAGAAUAUAUUAUUCAAAAAGGUUUAAGUGCUGCUGAAUAACAAAGAUUUUUAGACUGAAGAAAAGUUUUGUGUUUGAACAUAUUAGAUCUCUGACAUUAUGUAGCAAAAAUACCUUUCAUGCAUUUCAAGAUUUUUUUCCCUUUCUUUCAAGUCUUAAAAUUAAGUUAAAUGUAGAUUUAAAAUGUUUACUUUGUAUUAAAUAAUUGUUUUGUGUUUACUAGGCAUUAAAUUAUAGAACUGUAUUUCUUUUACCUUUCGUUUUUGUACUUGAAAAUUGUAAAAAUAGUCUGAUACAUUGAUUAAAGUUCCAUAUUUUUUGUAUAA
Molecule: messenger RNA, 818 nt
Organism: Parasteatoda tepidariorum (common house spider)
Lineage: Eukaryota; Metazoa; Arthropoda; Arachnida; Araneae; Theridiidae
Product: acyl carrier protein, mitochondrial
Biological process (GO): fatty acid biosynthetic process
Cellular component (GO): respiratory chain complex I; mitochondrion
Molecular function (GO): acyl carrier activity; acyl binding
Source: RefSeq, a predicted model, not a curated record